GAAAUAGAAGUAUAACAUGAAGAAGCAAUCUUUCUCUUUCUCAUAAUUGGUUCAUCAUGAAAGCUCCUUUUUCAUCCUUAUUCAACCACAUCCAUUUCCAAACGUCAACAUUCACAACCACCGGCCGCCGUCGGCACCCCAACCCACCAAACACCCUUCCGAUCAAAGCAACACCACCACCAACAUUGCUUACCUCGUCAUCAACUUUAACCUAUUAGUAGCUUCACAAAUUAACUAACCUUCAUUAUAUGAUAUUCAUUCUGGACACCGUCAUGUGGAUGGCAGCUAACAUUCCCACCGACACCGUCCUUAACAAGAACAAGAAGCAGUUGAGUGGCAAUCAGAAGAAAGAAGAAUUACAAAGAGAGGUGUCUACACUUCAGAAAAUGCUAGACCAUGAAGAAACAAUCGGUGAGCUUCUUAAACACACGUAUGAUCAACAACUAGACCAUUCCGCUCUUCAUAUCCCAAAUUCUCUUCCUCCAAAGAUGAAGGAGUUACUGACAGAACUAGCCAUGGUUGAAAAUGAAAUAACAAGGCUAGAAAACCAAAUUUGCAACCUACAAACUGACUUAAACAAAGAGAAAGAAGCCACAAGAGAAUCGAAAAUGAAACAACAACAACAAAUUCGCGAAAUUCGCGAUGAUCCUUUAGUCACAGAGACACCAUUACUGUUGCUGGAAAGUAGAGGAUACGGUGACAAAUUGUUGUGUGACACCAAGGCAAUGCACUUCAUUAGUAAAGCUAUAAAGGGUGAUUAUAGUCUUAAAGACUUCAAUUCACACGAGAGAUCAAGAACAAGAAAUGUUGAUCAGAAAGAAAAUCAAGUAAACGGUGAGGAAUUCGGGGUUCGUGACCGGGCCACUAGAAGAACCGGGAUUCUGAAACCACCUUCACCUGCAAGACAUGUAACUCCUAAGAGAGAACGCAAUGUAGUGGCAUCAUUAGAACCGACUUUAACCCAAUAUGAAGAAGAGAACAUCGUAAAGUGGUCAGCAAACAAGCUUUCAGAAAACAUUAUGAAGUGUUUGAUCUUCAUUUUCAUGAGGCUCCUGAGGACAUCAAGGACAUUGGAGCUAGAGAAAUCAGGACCGAUUUCGCGACCAGCCAACUUUUCAAUAAGCUUUAGGGGUGAACCGUGCUUGAACUCAAAGGCGAGCCUGCUGCUUCAAAAGGAGUCUAGGCAGCAAGACCCAUAUGGUAUCUUUAACCACGAAGACUCCAUUCUUAGAGACAUUGGCUGCUACAAGAACUUGGUUAAGUUCACAUCUACUUCUUUGGACCCUAAAUGCAUUUCAAGUUCAGCUUACGUUCCAUUGCUACAAAAGUUGAGGGCUUACAUGAAUGGUCUAGAGAAAGUGGAUUUGAUGUUUUUGACAUCACAACAGAAAUUGGCAUUCUGGAUCAACAUGUACAAUGCUUGUAUCAUGCAUGGUUUUCUUCAGUAUGGAGUUCCUUCGAGUCCCGAGAAACUAUUGGCACUCAUGAACAAGGCAACCCUAAAGAUAAGAGGGAACACUAUAAAUGCUCAAGUUAUCGAACACGUCAUAUUGAGAAGGCAAGAAGCCUCUAUCAUAGAAAAGAUUUAUGGCAAGGUAGAAAAGAAAAAUAAAGAAGCAAUCUUUCGCAAACUUCAUGGACUAGACUCAAUGGACCCCAAUGUCACAUUCGCAUUAUGUUGUGGCACGCGUUCUUCUCCCGCGGUGAGAGUGUAUACAAGUGAUGGGGUUGUAAAUGAGUUGGAAAGAGCAAAGCUAGAGUACCUACAAGCUUCAAUAAUUGUAACAAGUGCAAAGAAGAUUGGACUCCCAGAGCUUUUGCUUAGAAACAUGCAUGAUUUUGCACAAGAUUUGGAAAGCUUGGUGGAAUGGUUGUACCAACAAUUGCCUACUUCUGGUUCAUUGAGGAAAUCAAUGGUGGAUUGCUUUAGAGGAGUCAAUAAUGCAAAGGUUUCAUCCAUUGUGGAGAAGCUACCGUAUGAAUUUGAGUUCCAAUAUUUGUUACCUAUGUAGACAUUUACACAUUCCAUCCCUUUGUAUUAAUUUUUUUAGAGUAAAUUGUUAAAAUUGUCCAUGCGGUUUGGACAUGUUACCAGUUUCAUCCAAAAUAUUUUUUUUGUAUCAUAUUACCCUUCACGUUUGAGAUUUUUUGUUAUUUUCAUCCAAACGUCUAACUUUUUUGUCAAAAUCGUCCCUGAGAUUUGAGAUUUUAUGUCAUUUUCAUCCAAAUGUCGGACAAAAAAAUAAAGUAAAUUAGACAUUUAGAUGAAAAUGACAAAAAAUCUCAAAAGUGAAGGGCGAUAUAGUAUAAAAAAGUUGUUUUGAAUGAAACUGGCAAACAUACCCAAACCUUGAGGACGAUUUUGGCAAUUUACUCUUUUUUUUAUAUA
Helianthus annuus (common sunflower) is the source of this 2389-nucleotide messenger RNA. RefSeq lists its product as uncharacterized. NCBI's taxonomy places the organism in Eukaryota, Viridiplantae, Streptophyta, Magnoliopsida, Asterales, Asteraceae. The transcript is spliced from 10 exons. The coding region runs from base 249 to 2012 and encodes 587 amino acids. The record is from RefSeq and is a predicted model, not a curated record.